Messenger RNA from Racocetra fulgida, 385 nucleotides. NCBI's taxonomy places the organism in Eukaryota, Fungi, Glomeromycota, Glomeromycetes, Diversisporales, Gigasporaceae. The record is from the annotation of a GenBank genome assembly.
UGGAUUACGCGAUUAAGGAUGCUGAGGACUUAAUUUGUAUUACAGAGGAUAAACAGCACCAGGUCCCCAUGGGUAUGGCCCAAAACAUCCGCCAGCUUGAGAGUUCAUACGAAACGAACAAGAAAAAACGAAAAGCGAGUGAUACGUUCGGGGAUUAUGAUGACUUCGACUAUCUAUAUGGAGUAGUAACAACUGGAAGAGAUUGGUUUUUUUUGUUAUAUAGUCCGGGCGAGAUCUCGCAAGGUAGUAAAUUACCAUAUACCAUUGAAUUUACUGAAGAUGCUUUGAAUGAAGAAUCUGAGGAAUAUCAAAUAUUGCGCAAGAGUGUAAGAAGGGUAUUGGGGGUGGUUGUGGGUAUGUUGAAAGAUAGGGCGUGUGUAGAUAA